AUGUUCUGGUCUCCCAACGUUCGCCUCUAUCGUCAAUUUCGACGGCAUAUUGCAAAUCCCCGUCAAGUGUACAUUGAGAAAUCCAGUAUCAGGUACAAAUCUAUUAUAAAGUCACGUCGAAGGUCAUUUUCUGCUUCCGUUCCUUCUGAAACACCCGAAGUCCAAAAAUCUCGGAUAAAGGUCUCAAAGGAUGAACGUAAAGCCAUGGUGGAAACUUUUGUUAACAAGUAUAAAGCCAUGAAUGCAGGGAAAUUCCCAACUGCCUCCCAGGCUAGGAAAGAGACUGGUGGCUCUUACUAUGUUAUUAGGCAGAUCCUUCAGGAGCUGGAAUACAACUCUAAAAUGUCAUCCAUGUGCACAAAGGAUUUAAGUUCAGUGGAAAACUAUAGUACAAAGAAGAAUGUGAUGUCAACUGAAGAGUUGUCGGGCAGUUCUGUUACUUCUCAAGAUGCUCAAAAGACAAAUGAAAUUCUAGUGGGAGAAGAAUUCAUCAAGGGCAGUGAAUCUUCAACUGACGCUGCAGAAGUUUCAGGCAAUUUCUCUACAUUCGAUGCAGAUACUAGUGAAGAUGGUCAAAUCCGUAACAAGAUUUUGAUGGAGAAUCAAAAUUCUAACUACGUUGCUACUAAACCUCAUCGAGGAGUAGGAGAAGCUGAAGAAAGUAUGCAUUCACAUCCAGAGAAACCUGAGGAUAAUGUGAAAGAGGAUACAGGGUCUGAAGAUAAGUUGAAAUUUGAUGGUCUGAAGCCCAAGGCUAAGCAACGAAAGUCAUCAUGGGAGUUGUACAAAGAGCCAAGUGAAGAUGCUGAAUCUCAAGGGAAAUCAUCAGUUUGGGAAAAUUUGAAGUCUCUUGCAAAUGGAUUUCUGGGUAUAUGGAAGAAACAUUUAUAA
Messenger RNA from Fraxinus pennsylvanica, 891 nucleotides. NCBI's taxonomy places the organism in Eukaryota, Viridiplantae, Streptophyta, Magnoliopsida, Lamiales, Oleaceae. The record is from the annotation of a GenBank genome assembly.